CCCACGUCACGGACCUCCUCAGGCGGCCGUCCAAUCAGAUCGCGGGGAGGAAAUGAGAUCACGGUAUCCAUCCGCGCCGUGUGCCCCGUGUUCCUCCGCGCCGCUCGCCCCUCUUUGUACGCAGCGCGCUUGGCAGCGGGUGUAAUCGGGCGGAGGGAUCCCCGGGGAGGGACUGGCACUGUGACCGAGGAGGGGGAUCCCGUAGGAGGAGAUUUCCAGGAAAGGAGGACUGUCAACAGUUUGAAUAUCUUCUUUAGGAUUAUCAAUUAAAAAAGAAACAUGGACACCGACCUGUUUAUGGAGUGUGAGGAGGAGGAGCUGGAGCCAUGGCAGAAAAUGAGUGACAUCAUUGAAGACUCUGUUGUAGAGGAUUACAGCUACUUAGACAAAACGCCAACAGUUCUGAACUUCCAGUCAGUCUCUGCUCCUCUGCCAGUGGUUGCUCAUCAGUCUCUAAACACCCAUUACUCCACAGCCACCACAUUGACAAACAGCAUAGCUCAGAACAAUGACCACACCAAGAAGACUGUGGUGACUCUUUUUGCAAAUAACAGUGGUACAACUCCCAUUAUGCAGUCUGGUGGCCAGCCUCUCAUACUGACCCAGAAUACAGGAACUGGCCUUGGCACAAUGGUCACUCAGCCUAUGCUUAGACCCAUGCAAGUCAUGCAAAAUGCCAAUCAUGCCAACAGCUCAUCAGUGGCGACGCAGCCCAUUUUCAUAACUACCCAGGGGUUUCCAGUACGGAAUGUGAGACCUGUACAGAAUAGUAUGAAUGCCAUGAACACUAUGAACCAGGUGGGAAUUGUGCUGAAUGUACAGCAAGGACAGACUGUCAGACCUAUCACUAUAGUGCCAGCACCAGGCACCCAGUUCAUGAAGCCAGCGAUGGGAGUUCCCCAAAUGUUUUCCCAAAUGACACAGGUGAGACCUGCCCCUGCGGGACCUGUGCGUCCAGCCACCAACACUUUCACUACGGUCAUCCCUGCUACCCUUACCAUCAGGAGCACGGUUCCUCAAUCUCAGGCACAAGUCAACAAGACCACUCCCAGCACAUCUACCACUUCUGCUCCCAGUCAGCCACCUGUGGCUCUCCGACAGAUAGCUAUGCAGCCGCCUCAACAGACGGUACCCGUGAGCCAGAACAACCAACAGAAUGCAAACACCAAACUAGUGAGUAUUGCCAGUUUUGUGGCAGUGAAGAGGCCUGGGGAUACAAAUGACAUGGUGAAGUUUGUGAAUGCAGUGACUGGCAGCCAAACCACUGUUCAAACCACCAGUACCAUGGUUCUUGCCAACAGUGGUACUAUCAACAAUCCAAACAACGGCAGUCUACAACGUGUCCUACCAAACGAGCCCCUUGCCGUGAAAGCCCCCACUCCCAGCAAUUCACCCUUUUCAACAACCACAACAUUUGAUGCCUCUGACACGGGGAGGAAGAACUGCCCCAGAUGCCACACACUGUUUCGGGUUACAGAAGCCCUGCGGGGUCACAUGUGUUAUUGUUGCCCUGAUCUUGUUGAUUUCACAAAGAAAAACAAAGCCCAAGAUACUGAACUGACGCUGCAGGAUACACAGACAUCAUCCCCAGAUAAACCCGCGUCCAUUGCUCCUUCUGCCACACCAGACACUAAUUUGCAGUCAAAUAGCAAAGGCCAGGAAGCUGGCAGCGAGGAGGUAUCCCAAGGAAAGCUUAUUAUGCUAGUCGAUGAUUUUUACUAUGGACGAGACGUGGGUCGCACCUACCAGAUGCAAGGGUUCCUCAAGGUGGCCACCACUUUCCGUUGCCCACACUGUGCAAAGCGGUUGAAGAAUAACAUCAGGUUUAUGAACCACAUGAAGCACCACAUCGAGUUGGAUCAGCAGAAUGGUGAGGUUGACGGGCACACAACAUGUCAACACUGCUACCGCCAAUUCUCUACUCCUUUCCAGCUCCAGUGUCAUUUAGAAAAUGUCCACAGCUCCUACGAAUCAACCACAAAGUGCAAGAUCUGUGAGUGGGCAUUUGAUAGUGAACCACUCUUCCUGCAGCACAUGAAGGAUACACACAAGCCAGGAGAGAUGCCCUAUGUAUGCCAGGUAUGCUACUACCGUUCAUCAAUUUACGCCGAGGUCGAUACCCAUUUCCGAUUAAACCAUGAAGACACACGGCACCUGCUCUGCGUCUACUGCUUAAAGGUGUUUAAGAAUGGAAAUGCCUUUCAGCAGCAUUUCAUGCGACACCAGAAGAAGAGUGUAUAUCACUGCAACAAAUGCCGCCUUCAGUUCCUCUUUGCGAAGGAUAAGAUAGAACACAAACUGCAACAUCACAAGACUUUCCGCAAACCCAGACAACUGGAGGGGCUGAAACCUGGUACCAAGGUUACUAUCCGGGCAUCACGAGCUGCUCCUCGACCCCUUCCUCAUUCUCCUUCGGACACCCCAUCUUUACCCUUGCCAGACAUGGAUACAGAGUCGAUUGCUCCCUCUACAGACUCGCAGAGUGUUAACUCUUCACAGCAGGGAAACAUUCAGUUACGAACCCCUAUUGGGAAGCCAUCUUGUCUAGAGUGCAGCUUCAAUGUUCCAGAUUUCAAGAACCACUUCCCAACCUACGUGCACUGCUCUCUAUGCAGAUAUCGCACGUGCUGCUCUCGGGCCUAUGCUAACCACAUGAUCAAUAAUCACGUUCCGAGGAAGAGCCCUAAGUAUUUGUCGUUGUUUCGAGGCUGUUACCCAAGUGAAGUGAUGGCUCUGGCGUGCUCAUCGUGCCUUUUUGUGACUCGGAUAGGAGAUGCUAUGGCUAAGCAUUUGGUCUUUAACCCAACUCAUACCUCAAGCUCAGUUCUAUACCCAAAUUCAUCCUCUUCGUGCUUCUUAAGGAUAACUGAAUCCCGGGACAAAAGCCUGAAGAGCUCUAACAAACUAAGCGAUGAUAAAAGUGAUAAGGCAUUUGAGCCUAAGCUGGAAGAUGUGUCACCUUUUUCAGAGACUCGUAGCAAGGCGAAGGAUAAGCCAAUUAAUGUGGAUGAUCUUGAGGACAUUGAAGAUGAACAACAGCUGAAACAAACUGAAUCACAGAACAAGCAGGAGCAGCUGAGCGUCAAAAAGCUUCGUGUUGUGUUAUUUGCACUUUGCUGUAACAUAGAACAGGCUUCUGAGCAUUUCCACAACUCACCACGCCGCAUCAGACGCUGGCUGCAACGGUUCCUGACUUUCCAAGAGGAGAACCAGGAAGGCCUGUCCGAGGGCAAGUACCUAGGCGCAGAGGCAGAGGAGAAGUUGGCAGAGUGGGUGUUGACUCAGAGAGAGCAACAACAGCCUGUAAACGAAGAAACACUCUUCCAAAAAGCCACCAAGAUUGGACGUUCUUUAGAAGGAGGAUUUAAGAUCUCCUAUGAGUGGGCAGUGAGGUUCAUGCUUCGACACAACUUGAGCACACACUCCAAAGUCACUGUUGCUAAUCCUUUGCCUAAGGAAAUGGAAGCCAAUGCUCAGACUUUCUUAGAGUUUGUGCAGCGGCAAAUACACAAUCAAGACCUCCCACUGUCCAUGAUUGCUGCUGUAGAUGAAAUCUCCCUGUUUCUUGACAUGGAAUUGCUGUGUAGCGAUGAGAGGAAGGAAAAUGCAUUACAGACAGUGGGAACAGGGGAGGCUUGGGUGGAUGUGGUGCUUACAGUCUUAGCUGAUGGCAGCCUACUGCCCACGCUUGUAUUCUCUCGCAGCCGUAACACUGCAUUAAGGGGAGUUCCAGACGCAAUUUUAUUGGAAACCAGAGAUGACGGUUAUACAGAUGACGAAAUCAUGGAGCUUUGGUCUUCUCGGGUGUGGCAGAAACACACAGAGUGUCAGAAUAAUAAAGGCAUGGCUGUAUUAGAUUGCCAUCGAUCUCAUCUUUCAGAAGAAGUUCUGUCUGUCCUAAGCACCACUUGCACCUUGCCUGCUAUUGUCCCCGCAGGCUGCAGCUCCAAAAUACAUCCUUUGGAUGUCUGCAUAAAGAGGGCAGUGAAGAAUUUCUUACACAAGAAAUGGAGAGAGCAAGCUCUGGAGAUGGCUGAGACCAGCUGCGAUUCAGAAACCCUGCUGCAGCUUGUGCUGUGUUGGCUGGCUGAAAUAUUGGAAGUAAUUUCCGAACAUCCAGAACUGGUACAGCAGUCAUUCCUUGUUGCCAGUGUUCUUCCUGGGCCUGACGGAACGGCGAACUCUGACAAGCGAAACGCGGAGAUGCAGGAGGAGCUGAUUAACCUGCUAGAGGAACAGUUGAAACUCAACAGUGGUGAACAAGAUGAUGAUACUGACCAAUGCAAUGACAGCCAACCUGAGGAAUGCGCUGACCCAGAUGUUCUCCAACAGCUAUUUGAGGGAGAGAGUGAUACUGAGUCUUUCUAUGGUUUUGAGGAAACUGAACUAGAACCCAUGUAAAUAUUUACCUAUCCUCCUCCCAAAUUAGUUUGAUGUUGGGCUAAAGCAUUCCACGUAACAUCAGGGUUUAGGAUUUUUUGACUGAUUAAUAGCAUUAGUUUUUUUUUUUUUUUUUUUUGUUCUUCUCCUGAAUAUAUUUGUAUUUUUGUUUUCUUCUCCCUCCCCUUGAGAUGAUACGGCCCUUUGCACAUCUUGCUUUUCCAUUUACUGUAGCUCCUGACAAAGUGUCCAAAAAUAAAUAUCAUUGUUUUAGUAUGGAACCCCACUGUUACUUUUCCAACCUCAUACAACAAAUUAUGAAUCUAAUUUCACAUUGCAAACUGAAUUGUAAAUUGUACUCAAUAGUUGCAUAUUUUCAGAGUUGUGGGCAGGCCCCCCCCCCCCUUUUUUUUUACCCCUCCCCCUUUUCCCCCCAUGUUGGAUUUAUGCGCAAGACAACCAGCGAUGGUGUUUGAUUUGGUAGAAUCCCCUCAAAGCAACCACUAUUUAAAUGUAAUCUGACUGUUGAGAAAGGUCGCAAUUUAAAGUUUUAAUUGUGGUGCCUUCCCCUACACACAGCAUCGUAAGAAUAUCUGAUGGGGACUCAAUUCUUCUGAUAUGUUUAAGAGAAUGGGCUGCUAAUAAACUGCAAGAAAAUAA
Molecule: messenger RNA, 5040 nt
Organism: Pelobates fuscus (common spadefoot toad)
Lineage: Eukaryota; Metazoa; Chordata; Amphibia; Anura; Pelobatidae
Gene: POGZ
Product: pogo transposable element derived with ZNF domain
Exons: 20
Coding region: 280-4401 (1373 amino acids)
Biological process (GO): regulation of DNA-templated transcription
Molecular function (GO): DNA-binding transcription factor activity, RNA polymerase II-specific; RNA polymerase II cis-regulatory region sequence-specific DNA binding
Source: RefSeq, a predicted model, not a curated record